This is a messenger RNA of Galendromus occidentalis (western predatory mite), 1675 nucleotides long. RefSeq names its product multiple PDZ domain protein. The record is from RefSeq and is a predicted model, not a curated record. Gene Ontology annotation, molecular function: protein binding. NCBI's taxonomy places the organism in Eukaryota, Metazoa, Arthropoda, Arachnida, Mesostigmata, Phytoseiidae. Bases 118 to 1626 code for a protein of 502 amino acids. The transcript is spliced from 8 exons.
GUGAGUGAGUGUUGCCGUCUUCUCCGCUGUCACCUGCUCUAAACGAGUGCACCGCAUCUGUUUUUUAAGUAUAUAGUUUGAUUCUGUUUUUGAGGACCAUCGAGAGGCUCUGCAGCGAUGUCUACCGGGGACGUGAGUGGGGAGACUAACGAUGACGUCGAUGAGGUCAUGACAAGAUACGCAGAGCUUGGCGGUGAAGUAAUUGUGACCAACCUCGAGGCUACGGGAAAUGGCGGAACUACACUGGGGCUAUCGAUAGCGGGUAAUAAAAACCGCAACAAGAUGUCCGUCUUUAUCUGCGGGAUCCAUCCCAAUGGGGUAGCUUCGCAAGAAGGCACUCUCAAAGUGGGCGAUGAGAUACUUGAGGUGAACGGUAGCGUAAUCUUUGGGAGAUCACAUCUCAACGCGUCAGCAAUCAUCAAAUCUUUCACUGGACCCAUCUACAAAAUUUCCAUUCUUCGACGAGACAACGCAAUGGAGGAAAUGGCAGUCAAGCCACUCACAACCUAUCCCCUACAUUUGGAUAACCAGGCCGACUAUUCAUCCUACAAAGACAUCAAGAAUAUUGUGGUUCGCAAGGGUAGCUGCCGUUUAGGUCUCAUGAUCAUCGAAGGACGACAUCCCGAUGCGGGACAAGGGAUAUUCGUCUCGGACAUUCAAGAGGGAAGCCCGGCUUUCCAAGCAGGUCUCGCCAUUGGCGACAUGAUCCUUUCAGUCAACCAGCAAGACCUUGUUGGAGCGGACUACGAGAGAGCAGUACAAAUUUUGAAAGCCAACGAGGGCACGGUCCAGUUCACGAUAGCGAAACCCACUCGGGAUCCGUCUAACUUGAGCGUCAUCAAAAGGAAAGCCUCAUCCUUUGAGGCCAACCAACAUCAGUUGAACUCCAAACAGGGCUCUCAUACGAGAAAAUCAAUGGGGCCUUUCAGUCGGAAGUGCGCCUCACCCACGGCAGAAAUCCCUCAUUCACCUUCCAUGCAAUCUCAGCUAGCGUACACACCCCUCUCAAGAUCGUCCUGCAAUGCACCGCGGUAUACUGUGAGCGAGAGCAUAGUCACAGGCGAGGAGACAAUCAUUGAGAUCUCGAGAGAUAAAAUCGGUCUGGGCCUCAGUGUGAUCGGAGGGGCCGAUACCCCCCUCGGCGCUAUCGUUGUCCAUGAGAUUCUCGAGCAUGGAGCAGCACAUCAAGAUGGCCGACUGAAAGUCGGCGAUCAGAUCGUUGAGUUGAACGGCAUAGAUUUAUCCACUGCUACACACGAACAGGCGAUCAAUGCACUCCGACAGGUCAGCUCGCCAGUUCGAAUGGUUGUUUAUCGAGACACGGAGCAGAAUCUCAACGUCAACAACGAGACUUUCGACGUAGAGAUUGCAAAGAAAGCUGGUCGCGGACUCGGUGUGUGUAUCGUGUCGAGGAACGACCCUCCCGGCGGAGUUUUCAUUUCGGAAGUUGUCGCGGGGGGAGCCGUCGAGCAGGAUGGCCGUCUUUACCAAGGAGACGAGAUUCUCGAAAUUAAUGGUCAGGAUGUCAAGCAAGCUUCUCCCGAAUAUGCGGCUGCUCUGCUCAAGCUGGCCAACGGUAGCGUGAGCAUGAAGAUCGGUCGUCUGAAACCCAGUAAAAACAUCUAACAGCGAACCUUCUCGGCGUUGUCGGAUUCGAGAGUACUCCGCUCUAGUC